AAAGAUCUUAUGAAAAUUGGAAAAACUGUCUGGUGAAGAAGAAAUAGUAGCAUACCUCCUUACUAGAUAAAUUCUCGGUGUUGUUGAUGAUAACCUUAGAGAAAAGGGUUUCCAGAAUAAAGUUAAAGCGGUACAGAUUUGGGAAGGAACAAAAACGAAACAAAUUUACUUGGACUUUUAAAGAUCCAUUAUAGAUCAAAGUUGAAUUUUGGUUAUCACUCCAUUCUGUUCAAUAAGAUAAGCUCAGAAAAGUGAAUAUCAGAAGAAGCAAGGAAUCUACUCAAGUCAUUCGAAUCCUCCUAAUUCUUCUAUUUUAUUCUCUAUUCUCUAUCCUUUUUUUCUCCUUGAAGUUAAAGUCACGUCAGUUGGUGGCUUGCUGGAGAAUCAGCCGUCCAUAAGAGAAAAAGAUAUUUGGGGAGGAGCAAGGCACACGAGAAGGAAAAGCAAUACUUUCCCUACCUGGCUAUAUACUAUAGGUACCUAGGUAGCUCAGAAAGUAACCCAAAAAACCAGGUCACGAGAUACCUAGGUAUAUCAUCAUGUUCAUUCUCGUGAGUACUUCCUUCCUUCCUAGAUUAGGGAAUAAGAUUCCAACUCUAACAUUCAUUUUCGAAAGACCAAAAUUGCCGAUUUAGUCCAAAUCGCGCCUCAAGAUUUGGGAAAGAAUGCUAGUCAAGCAAUUGAGGAUAAUAUCAAUCUUAAAUAUGCCAACAAAGUGAUUCAAAAGAUUGGUCUCUGUAUAUGCUUCUAUGAUCUGCUCUCGGCUUCGGAAGGUCUGAUUGGACAUGGUGAUGGUCUUGUGAAUGUCAAUGGUACAUGGUUCCUGGAAAUCAUCACAGCCUUUAUGUUUUGCUAACCACUUAGCAGUUGAAUUCCGAAUUGUUGUAUUUAGACCGUUCAAAUUUGAAAUUAUGACAGGGAGAAUCAGUAGCUCCAUUGAGAGUGGUAUUAGAGGUUAGUUUACAUAUGAUAUGCCAGUUAUCUUAAGCUCUACUGACGGCAUUAAGUUCGUACUCAUUUCUUCGAUGAAAUUUUCGUUCCCGCAAAAAUGCUACCAGAUGGUUCACACUUGUAAGUCUGCUUCCUCCUUUCCUUCUCCACACCCGGCUAUUAAUCAUCAUCCAGUGACCAUAACGAGCAAGUCUUUGUCUGGCAGACCGAAGACGGUACACAACUUUUCUUCGAUAACCAGGAAACAGUGCGAUUUCGGGUGGAUUCUGAGCAAUGGAAUGAUCAAGCACCAUUGGGACCCGACAAGCAAGAUGACAAUGAGGAAUCACGAGUAGUUGAAUCACCUUAUAAGAUAGUAGCUUCGAUGGAAGAGGUUGGAUUAGGGCCUUGCUUAUGGUGGGACUAGGGAGGAACAGAAAUCUGAGUAGUAGGAUUCAAGGGGAAUGAAAAAGUUGCGGUAGCAACAUACUGUAUUGGUGGCGUUUGGGAAACAGUCUAGGAUCUGGAGUUCACUGAGAAUCAAUAUGUUCUGCUCUCAUGUAUAUAGCAUUAUGGAAGAAGCGGCUUCGACAACCAAGAC
This is a messenger RNA of Sclerotinia trifoliorum, 1531 nucleotides long. Lineage: Eukaryota; Fungi; Ascomycota; Leotiomycetes; Helotiales; Sclerotiniaceae. The record is from the annotation of a GenBank genome assembly.